Miniopterus natalensis is the source of this 2509-nucleotide messenger RNA. It is a transcript of the gene SLC16A2, whose product is annotated as solute carrier family 16 member 2. The record is from RefSeq and is a predicted model, not a curated record. Gene Ontology annotation, biological process: transmembrane transport. Gene Ontology annotation, molecular function: thyroid hormone transmembrane transporter activity. Lineage: Eukaryota; Metazoa; Chordata; Mammalia; Chiroptera; Miniopteridae.
AGCAGCAGCAGCAGCAGCAGAAACAAGCACCAGCCACACAGCGGCUCCUUCGGUCCAAGCAGCCACAGUCCCCUGGCUGUGAUGGCGCUGCAGAGCUCAGCAAGCGAGGAAGCCAAGGGGCCCUGGCGGGAGGCAAACCAGGAACAGCAGGAACGAGUGGGUAGCCCUGAGCCAGAGCCCGAGUUCUUGCCAGUGCCCCCACCGGAGCCCUAUCCAGAGCCCCAGCCGGAGCCUCAGCUCCUACCAGACCCUGCAACCCUGCCGGAGCUGGUAUUGGAGCCUGAGCCAGUGCACGAAACCGAGCCCACGCCCACCGUGGAGACCCAGGGUACAGCGCGAGGCUUCCAGCCCCCCGAAGGUGGUUUUGGCUGGAUGGUGGUCUUCGCUGCGACCUGGUGCAACGGCUCUAUCUUUGGUAUCCAGAACUCCUUCGGGAUCCUCUAUUCCAUGUUGCUGCAGGAGGAAAGAGAGAAGAAUCGCCAAGUGGAGUUCCAAGCAGCAUGGGUAGGAGCCCUCUCAAUGGGCAUGAUCUUCUUCUGUUCUCCCAUUGUGAGUAUAUUUACUGAUCGUUUGGGCUGCCGAAUCACAGCAACUGCAGGGGCUGCCGUCGCUUUCAUUGGCCUCCAUACCAGCUCCUUCACCAGCUCACUAAGCCUGCGUUACUUCACCUAUGGGAUUCUCUUUGGUUGUGGCUGUUCCUUCGCCUUUCAGCCAUCUCUCGUCAUCCUGGGCCACUACUUCCAACGCCGCCUGGGUCUGGCCAAUGGCGUAGUGUCUGCUGGGAGUAGCAUCUUCUCCAUAUCCUUCCCUCUUCUCAUCAAAAUGCUGGGUGCUAAGAUAAAGCUCGCCCAAACCUUCCAGGUGCUAAGUACCUUCAUGUUUAUUCUUACGCUGCUUUCCCUCACCUACCGGCCCCUCCUGCCCAGCUCUCAAGACACCCCAAGCAAGAGAGGUGUCCACACCCUGUGCCAACGCUUUCUGGCUCAACUCAGGAAGUACUUCAACAUGCGAGUGUUCCGCCAGCGUACCUACCGCAUCUGGGCCUUUGGGAUUGCUGCUGCUGCCCUCGGCUACUUCGUUCCCUAUGUACACCUGAUGAAGUAUGUGGAAGAGGAGUUCUUGGAAAUCAAGCAGACCUGGGUGCUGUUGGUGUGUAUUGGGGCUACCUCAGGCCUUGGGCGCCUUGUGUCAGGCCGUGUCAGUGACUCCAUUCCUGGACUUAAGAAGAUCUACUUGCAGGUCAUCUCCUUCCUGCUCUUGGGCCUGAUGUCCAUGAUGAUUCCCCUGUGCAGGGGAUUUGGAGGCCUCAUCGUUGUCUGCCUCUUCCUGGGCCUUUGCGAUGGCUUCUUCAUCACCAUCAUGGCCCCCAUCGCAUUUGAACUGGUGGGCCCAAUGCAGGCCUCACAGGCCAUUGGCUACCUCCUGGGCAUGAUGGCCUUACCAAUGAUUGCUGGGCCCCCCAUUGCAGGCCUCCUCCGCAAUUGUUUUGGGGACUACCAUGUGGCCUUCUACUUUGCUGGUGUGCCCCCAAUAAUUGGAGCUGUAAUCCUCUUCUUUGUCCCUCUGAUGCAUCAAAGGAUGUUCAAGAAAGAACAAAGGGAUUCCAGCAAGGACAAGAUGUUGGCCCCUGACCCAGACCCCAGUGGGGAGCUGCUGCCGGGCUCCCUCACCCCUGAGGAACCAAUCUAAGGCCGCUUUCUUGUCAUUGUGUGCUCUUCAACCCCUUUCCUUCACCCCACCCUGCUCAGCAUUUACAUUUUUGCCACCAGCACACUUGUUCCCAAACCUAUGCACACAGCAUUUCAGCCACCUGACCAUCCCUUUGGAGCCAAAGCUCCAGGUGUUCCAAAUUUAUUAACCAAAUUCUCUUCAUGAAUGCCUUUAAACUUGCCAGGGUUCUUCUCUUCCCAUGAUCUAGGAAAGCCUAGGAUCACCCCCUGGCCUUUGGAACCUCUCCCUAUACUUUCUAACCCCUGGGGGAGGAGGGGCAUGGGACAUUGUGGCCCCAGCCUGUUAGUCACCCACUAGAAGCAACUGUCAAAGGUGCUACUGUGUCCCCAGGAGCCUGAUGGGAAGACCCAAGCCUCUGUAUGCUGAGGAGCUCCUUGCCAUCUGACCUUAGGAGCCACUGGUGGAGGGUGCUGGAGGAAAGGCAGAGGUAAAAUGGAACAAUGAGACUUGUUUAGCCUCAGAGUCUGUGACUUCCCAAGAACUGUGGGUGCUGUUUGUUUAUAAGUGUACAAAUAAGUCUCCCCAUCAUACGGUUGGUUGGUUAACAGUCUGCCUCUUUCUUUCCUUCCUUCUUUUCCCCCCUCUAUUUCCUCCUCAUUUCUCUUCCCUCUCUAUUCCUUUUUAUGACUGUUAUAGACAAAUGGGUGCUUAAAGAAAGGAGGGACCCAGAGCUUGAGCCAAUCAGACUUACCUUGGCCUAGCCCACCCCUAAUAGUAGCAUCAGUCACACUCAUCUCAGGCUGAGCCACAUCUCACCUUUUGGGUCAAGCUUAUAUAA